Neurospora tetraspora is the source of this 1058-nucleotide messenger RNA. Its product is annotated as Prefoldin. Gene Ontology annotation, molecular function: protein folding chaperone. The transcript is spliced from 3 exons. The record is from RefSeq and is a predicted model, not a curated record. Gene Ontology annotation, cellular component: cytoplasm; prefoldin complex. The coding region runs from base 229 to 594 and encodes 121 amino acids. Gene Ontology annotation, biological process: protein folding. NCBI's taxonomy places the organism in Eukaryota, Fungi, Ascomycota, Sordariomycetes, Sordariales, Sordariaceae.
AGCGCAGGUACGUGCGAAUGGUCAGUGUCCACACUGUGCUUCCUCACCACCAACAAAGGCCGUCGCCGCCGCCAACGUUUCCUCCACAGAACAGCUUCCCGCUGCCUGCUCCCCCUUUUGGACUUUUAGAUAUUAAACAUCCAAACAACGACGAACGAACCCUAAUUGACGACUAAACCACCAAUUACCUUUACUUCUCACCUAAUUUAUCAAACCACACCCGCAACAAUGUCCAUUUCCAACGAAGCUCUCGAAAAGCUGGUCCGUGAGAUCGAAGCCCAGUCGAUCGCGGCUCAGCAACAAAUCGGUCUCGUACGCACCCAGCAGGCGUCCAAGCAGCGUGAGAUGCGUCUGGCCCAGCUCACACGGAAUGAGCUCGCCACGUUGCCGGAGAGCACUGCCGUGUAUGAGGGCGUCGGAAAGAUGUUCGUCUCAGUCCCUGUCCCGGCGUUGAAGGACAGACUGGGCACCGAGAUGAAGGAGAUGGAGACAGAGGUGGAGAACCUGGGCAAGAGGUUGCACUACCUCGAGACGACAGCGAAGAACAGCCAGGAGCAUAUCGAGAAGAUGCUCAAGGGUAGUGGGCAGGCUUAAAGCGAAGGGGAGCUGGGGGGUUGUCGUUCAAGGAUUUAAGCGCGAGAAGGAGGGGAGGUGGUGCUUGAAGCGCCGAUGAGCUUGGCGCCUGAAGUUUCAACAGGGGAACUUUGAGUCGUCGAUGUCCCCGGAAAUAGUAAAUCGUUCGGGAUACUACGUAGUUCUGUUUAGGUGCCAAUGGCACCGUGGUUAUCACGUUCAGCGGUCGAAACCAUAACAGCAUUUUCUUUCUCGAGCUUGGAGGUCCAGUAGUGUCGUUGCCAUAAGGUACACUGCGGAGUCCAUCCGGGGAUAGCUAGCUGGCGCUUAAAUUCAGCAGCGGAUGAUGGCGGCCCAAGUCCCGGCCGAGCUCGGCAGCACGGUGCCCAAGCUCCAAGCUCCAAUGGGUGGAGAAUGGGGUUGAGGUGUUGACGGUGUCACGAUGACAGAAACAAAUUUCAAUGUUGGGGGAUACAACAUACGGU